CCUCCCCGUCCUCACCGCGAUUUUCUCGCUGCCUCUCCCGGUUCCUUCUCUCCGCUUCUCCGAGCGAUGGCUUCCACCCAGCUUGCCUGCGCGCCGCCCUGCGAGCCCAAGUGUCCGCAGCCGCUGGCCAGCAGCACCAACGAGCCCUGCGUGGUGACCUGCGGCGACUCUCGGGUCAUCAUCUACCCCCCUCCCGUGGUGGUCACCUUCCCGGGGCCCAUCCUCACCACGUACCCGCAACAGACCGUGGUGGGAGCCUCGGAGCCCUCGGAGGUGGCCCCGGGCGAGCCCCCGGCGCCGCUGCCCGCGGAGGUGGCGACCAGGCUGGAGGACAAAGUGGCCGCGCCGGUGCUGGCCCGAGCCGAGCCUCGCUGCGCCCCCAAAUAUUCCUACAGCUACUCCUCGCAAUGGACUCAUCCCUGCAACGCCUCCCGCGCCGGGAAGCGCUGGAACUGCUGA
Catharus ustulatus (Swainson's thrush) is the source of this 459-nucleotide messenger RNA. Its product is annotated as feather keratin 4-like. The record is from RefSeq and is a predicted model, not a curated record. Gene Ontology annotation, molecular function: structural constituent of cytoskeleton. The transcript is spliced from 2 exons. The coding region runs from base 67 to 459 and encodes 130 amino acids. NCBI's taxonomy places the organism in Eukaryota, Metazoa, Chordata, Aves, Passeriformes, Turdidae. Gene Ontology annotation, cellular component: intermediate filament.